AUGACAAUGAUGAGGGGAGCUUCUUUGUGCCUCUUGUUUCUUUCAUCUUUCUUUGCUUUGGACUCUGUUCAAGGCAAUCCCAACUACAAAGAAGCCUUAGUAAAGUCCUUGCUGUUCUUCCAAGGCCAGAGGUCCGGGAGGCUCCCCAAAUCCCAGCAAAUUACUUGGAGGUCCAACUCUGGCCUAUCAGAUGGUCGCCUUGCCAAUGUGGACUUAACCGGAGGAUACUACGAUGCCGGAGACAACGUGAAAUUCAAUUUUCCGAUGGCCUACACCACCACCAUGUUGUCAUGGGGCACACUCGAAUAUGGGAAGCGGAUGGGCACCCAAUUAGAAAGCACGAGGGCUGCAAUACGAUGGGCGACUGACUACCUCUUGAAGUGUGCGACUGCGACGCCCGGUAAGCUUUAUGUUGGCGUGGGUGAUCCCAACGCGGACCACAAGUGCUGGGAAAGGCCUGAGGACAUGGACACCGCCCGAACAGUAUAUUCAGUCUCUUCUAGCAACCCUGGCUCGGACGUGGCCGGCGAGACCGCCGCUGCUUUGGCCGCUGCUUCCAUGGUUUUUAGGAAGGUUGAUCCCAAGUACUCUAAGCUACUAUUGAAGACGGCCAAAAAUGUCAUGGCAUUUGCAAUGCAAUAUCGGGGCACUUAUAGCGAUUCCCUCGGCUCUGCGGUCUGCCCAUUUUAUUGUUCAUAUUCUGGAUAUAAGGAUGAACUGCUGUGGGGAGCUUCAUGGCUGCAUAGGGCUACCAACGAUGUUUCUUACUUGAAUUUCUUGAAAUCAUUGGGAGCUGAUGAUUCUACAGAUAUCUUCAGCUGGGACAACAAAUUGGCCGGUGCUCGUGUCCUCCUAGCAAGGCGAGCCUUGCUGAGCAAUGACAAGAACUUUGAUUCCUUCAAACAAGAAGCUGAAGAUUUCAUGUGCCGGAUUUUGCCCAACUCUCCCUCCACAAGUACACAAUAUACACAAGGUGGGCUCAUCUACAAGCUACCUGGAAGCAACCUUCAGUAUGUUACAUCCAUAACAUUCCUGCUUACAACUUAUUCCAAGUACAUGGCUGCUACAAAACACACAUUUAACUGUGGAAGCCUUUCUGUCACUUCAAGCUCACUAAAAACCCUUGCCAAAAAACAGGUUGAUUAUAUAUUAGGAGAGAAUCCAUUGAAAUUGUCAUAUAUGGUAGGAUAUGGGCCAGAUUAUCCAAAGAGAAUUCACCACAGAGGAUCUUCCUUGCCCUCAUUGGGAAGCCACCCGCAAGCCAUAUCUUGUGACGGCGGUUUCCAACCCUUCCUCUAUUCAGCGAACCCGAAUCCUAACAUCUUGACCGGAGCCAUUGUUGGGGGUCCGAACCAGAACGACGGGUUCCCAGAUGAUCGGAAUGACUACAGCCAUUCAGAACCUGCCACCUAUAUAAAUGCUGCUAUUGUUGGACCUUUAGCAUACUUUGCUGCUGGGAGCACUGCUUGAUGCCAUUUCCUAUGAUAGGAGAGAGUUCAAUGUAGAUAUAUUCUAGUUUUCCC
Corylus avellana is the source of this 1523-nucleotide messenger RNA. Its product is annotated as endoglucanase 9-like. Gene Ontology annotation, molecular function: hydrolase activity, hydrolyzing O-glycosyl compounds. The record is from RefSeq and is a predicted model, not a curated record. NCBI's taxonomy places the organism in Eukaryota, Viridiplantae, Streptophyta, Magnoliopsida, Fagales, Betulaceae. Gene Ontology annotation, biological process: carbohydrate metabolic process.